CGGACUGAAGCGAAGACUAAGCACCACGAUACUUCAAUCAGGAACGUGGCUGACAGCAUCUCAUCACCCACCAUGCCACUCCUUUCUUGGUUCAGUUGGUUUUCCACACAAACCAUAAAACCAACUAAACAUACUCUUGCUUUCUAGAAUAGUGUCCAAAACAGUUACUGUCAGUCUUAGAAAAUAAAAAAUUAGAGCUUUUUUUUUCUUUUUUUCUUUUGCCAAGUUCUACACCUUUUUUCUUCCACUAUUGACCUUUCAGCGUUUUCUUUCUUGGUUUUGGAGAUAGAGAGAUAUCAUGCUCGAAAUUUAAGGAUUAAAAGAGUGUUGGUGUAUUGGGAAUCAGCUGCCUGUCAUCAGCCUGCAAGUGGGUCUGUGUUUGCGUGUGUGUCUAUUUGACUGGCAUGGGAUUGGUUCUUCUUGGAUCCAAUUCUUGAGAUUUCUUAUGAGGUAUGACUUGGAGAGUGAGAGGUUUAUAUAAUGCGGUCUCCCAUCAAAUUCAUAAUAUGUAGUUGGAUCUAGAAGAUGGAAAAUAAAGUUGUUUUGCCACUGAUGCGCUCUAGUUCAUUGGAGCAGAAGAUGGAAAAUAAAUUUGUCAAUGCUCAUAAAGAUGGCCAGGGAAAAGAAGAUUCAUUGCAUAGCUUGAGUAGCAAGGACAGAGCAUUCUCCAAGGAAGAUAGUCUAGAUUUUUCUGAGUCAAAAUCAAAAAAGGUGAUGAGAAGGGUAAAUUCACCUCGAGCAAUUCUUUUAAAUUUUAAGCAAUCACAAAUUCACAAAAGUUGCAAUGAGAAUUCAUUACUUCGAAGUACUGGUGGCUUGGACAGUAGGAUUCCAAAGCAUAUGAUAAGUGUAGAUGAGAAAUAUCUUCGUCGUUGUCUGGAAUUGAUUCAUAUCAAUGCAUCAAAAGCAGCACGAUGCAACACAUUUAUGAAUUUGAGCUCUCUGAAGAUGGGCAUUUUGUCUGGCAGCUUAAAUCCAACUAAAAUUAGAAGAAGAGAUACUUAUGAUUCGGCCAAUUUCAUUUUCAAAUGUCCAGUGGAAUCUGGGACUGGGGGUGUAGUUGUAAGCCCUGCAGGGCGAUGGAUUGUAGGUACUAUCAUGGGGAGCAAGAGUAUGAUGAACAUAUUGAAGAGCCCUUUGUUUCACCAAUUUGGUGUCUUAGAUGGCAAUGCCAACUUCGGAAGAUCUAAUUUGAAUGAUAUCAAAGGCUCAAUAUGCUAUGAAAUUAUGGACUCUCCCAGCGGGUCAAGUAUAUGUUCACCACAGAAGGGAAAAAUUGAACCUCUAUUUAUGUCAAGCCAUAAAAAAGGAUCUGAUAGGCACAAAAAGCCUGUUUCUAUGUCUAGCCCAAACUCCACAUGUUCUGUUCAGUCUUCUUCUGUUUCUGCCACUGUUUCUCAGGGGAUGCUCCAAUGUACAUGGAAGGGAGGGCUUCCUCAUUUUGUAUUCUCUGCAGAUGAUCAGAGGGAGGUUUACAUAACCAACUUGUGCAAGGUUGAGCCAGCAGAUGAUAAGGGUGUGGACUAUAUGUACUCAUUCCAUUCAAGAAAGGGUGGCCAUAAGGAUCAUGGAAUUUGUGAUAGUGAGUUGCGCCUUGUUGGUAAGAUGAAGGUAUCGGCUUCUUUCACCCUCUGCCCGGACAAUUCCAAAAUCAUGGAGACUGAGUUCAUUUUAUAUGGUGGUGAUGAAAAUUGUGACAUAGAGACACAUACUUCAAGCCUUAAUCUGAGGAAGAAUAAGGGUUUGUCAAAGAAGGUGGUGGAAGUGUUCAGAACGAGUCACUUGUCCAAACAUAAAACUUUCUCCAAGUUUGGCGGAUCUGGUGCCAUACUGGAAAAUUGUUCUUUAGAGCCAUCUGUGGAUAAAGGCAACAACUUUGAUGCAUUAGGUGGGGCCAAUAAGUUAGAAAAUCAUCUUUUGCCAAAUUUUGAAUUGGCUGCCAUUGUUGUGAAAGACCAUCUCCGUGACAAUCAUCAUCAGAAGGAAAUUGGAGGUUGGGGCUUGAAAUUUCUCAAGAAAUCUGGGUCUAGGCAAAUGAUUGAUUCUCCAGAAACUUCAGUACGUUGUGAAAGUUGUGCUCGAAAUACUGGUGAUUGCUGUACAAGUAUGGACAUUCUAAUCCCGGCAGGUCUUCAUGGUGGGCCGAGAACCACAAACUGUGGUCCUUCUAGUCUCACUGAAAGAUGGAGAUCUGGUGGAUGCUGUGAUUGUGGUGGUUGGGAUAUUGGGUGUCCUCUGACAAUACUUAAAACCAGAUCAAGCAAAGAUGGGAUUUUGUCUCAAGUGGAGAUGCAGGAGGAGUGCAAGUCAUUUGAUUUAUUUCAACAGGGUUCAGGGCAUGCUGCUCCCACCUUGAGGGUGGUAAAUGUUCAUGAUGGUUUGUAUUUUAUUCAUUCUCAACCACCUCUGUCAGCUCUGCAGUCUUUCUCGAUUGCAGUGGCAAUUAUCCACGCCCGGAGUCCCACUCUCCGGCCAAAAAAUGUACAAGAGUUGAAGUAACAAGAUCCAGGAUUGGUGUUUACGUAGUAGUUGUAACCCUUUCUGUACUGCAGCAGUAAGUCAGAAUUUUAGUAUUUAUACAUGAAGUGCGUAUUGAUUUUCAUGUUUUACGGUGGCUAAUCACCCUAGAUUUAGAGUGCUUCCAUACUUUAGGUUAGUUAGUACUGAUUGGUUUAUUUAAUAUUUUGAUUCUUGGACCAAAAACUUCUGUAAUCUGCUCCUUUAUGGCAAAUGUACAAGCUUGGGGUAUAGUGAAUUUGGUUUGAUAUCACCUUGAUGAUCAUUAGCAUAUAAUGAAAUUGGUGUAAUCCAUUGAACUUGAAUCUAUCAAGCUAUGUUUGUAGGACA
This is a messenger RNA of Alnus glutinosa, 2847 nucleotides long. RefSeq lists its product as uncharacterized. The coding region runs from base 526 to 2499 and encodes 657 amino acids. The transcript is spliced from 3 exons. Lineage: Eukaryota; Viridiplantae; Streptophyta; Magnoliopsida; Fagales; Betulaceae. The record is from RefSeq and is a predicted model, not a curated record.